Podarcis lilfordi (Lilford's wall lizard) is the source of this 42318-nucleotide messenger RNA. The record is from the annotation of a GenBank genome assembly. NCBI's taxonomy places the organism in Eukaryota, Metazoa, Chordata, Lepidosauria, Squamata, Lacertidae.
AGAUUCGAAGGACUUCUUAAGGCAUAGCUCAAAGUCUCUUGUUCUGCAGCUCCUUCAAAAUUCAUGGAAGAGAGAUAACAAUCCUUUGCCACAGAGACACCUGUUGCCUGGUCAAACUCUUCAUAUCCCAGGUGCAGUUCUAAGGCAUGUUCAUUCUGUUCAGAGUGCUGACAGCUUUUCUUUAUACAUUUACAGUGGUACCUCGGGUUACAUACGCUUCAGGUUACAUUUGCUUCAGGUUACAGACUCCGCUAACCCAGAAAUAGUACCUCGGGUUAAGAACUUUGCUUCAGGAUGAGAACAGAAAUUUCACAGUGGCGGCACGGCAGCAACGGGAGGCCCCAUUAGCUAAAGUGGUGCUUCAGGUUAAGAACAGUUUCAGGUUAAGAACAGACCUCCGGAACGAAUUAAGUACGCAACGAGAGGUACCACUGUAUUGUAUUCAUGGAAUACAUCAAGUAUAGAACGUUCUUUGAUAUGCAAGCUUUUCGACAGGAUUUGGUGCAUCAUGUACUUGCAUGAGUUGAUUUCAGUGAACAUGGUGUGUAUCGCAAGUGAAUGCUUCCAAGACACUUGGGCUUGGUUCGCAUGUAGUGGCAAACCAUGGUUUGGCUAUUUAUGCUUGUGCACCCCUGUCUUUCUUCUCCCUCAUAUGCUCCAGUUCCACAACUGACUUCCUGGUGAGCAGCAAACCAAGGUUUGCCAUUACAUUCGGAUGCAAGGACAGAAUAUUGCUUUCAUUUCUUGUCUGCAGGCAUAAGAAGAUUCAAAGCACACACACACACACACACACACACACACACACACACAGAUGGAUAUAGAUUUAUAACAUUUAUAAAAUACAAUCCUAACAAUAAAACAAAAAUCAAACCACAUCAUAAAAGCAUGUCAACAAACAGGAAAUAACAUUUAUCAUUGCAAGCUCUAUUACCUUGCUGGAAUAAAACAAAAGCUCUUCCAUAAGUUACCCAAAAAGGUCUCCUUGCCUCACCUACUGUACUUCUGUUGGUGGUGGAAGCAAUGAAGAAAGCUUAAAAAGAAAAUGAAGAUCUUGAGCAGAAAUCCCUGAGCAACAGCUUUGGGAACCAACCCUCAUGGGAAGUCUGGAACCACUAAAAAGCCAUAGGAAGAUAGGGUGCUGCCAUAUACUGAGUCUGACUAUUGGACCAUCCAGCUCAGUAUUGCUGACACUGUCUGGCAGCUGCUCUCCAGGGUCUCAGGGAUGGGUCUCUCCCUGCCCUGCCUAGAGAGAUUGAACCUGGGUCUUUCUGCAUAUGGAACAUGCCAGGCCAUGGCCCUUCCCCAUGUACGUUAUGUGACAGAAGACUGCCUCUUGAGGCGGUGUCCUACAGCCUAACCCAAAACGGCUGCGAGUUGCUUAAUAGUUAACAUGACAUUAGUUGAUACGUGCAAAGAAGCCCAUCCUUUGCAAUGGGCAGAGAUUGUGUCACUUCUGAGGAGGGCAAACCUGUCAAGAGCUCCACUGGGAGCUUCACUUCGUGCAAAUUCUUCUUCCUUUUAAGGAAGCACAGAUGCCAUAUCACUGUUAGAUGCAGCAAGCGCUGAAAUACUCUGUGGCAAUCCAUCUACAUGGAGUUGCUGAGCAAGCACUUCUGGUGGUUCAAAGCUAGCUGUGAGUCAGGAGGAUGCAUAUUUUAACUCUCUGUGUAACAGAUAUGUGGUUGAGGGCUUCCAACCAAAGCAUCUCACAACUUCUCUCCUUUAUUCUGAAAGGUGGCAGCAAGGUAGCUGCAUGUACAGCAACUCCAUGCAAUAAGGUAUUUGUCAGAAACAGGUCCUCGCUGUAGCUGCAGAUAUUUUAGGAAUGCUAUCAGAAAUGCCUGAAAACAGGGCAUUGCAACUUCAUGGUGAACCGAUUUACACAGAAACCUUAGCACCAUUUGCUUACAAGUGGUGCCAAUGUGAGUGGUCAUUGAAUGUGUGAUUUGGGUUGUUUUAGAACACUUUAAGACAUGGGUAGGCAAACUAAGGCCCAGGGGCCAGAUCCGGCCCAAUCGCCUUCUAAAUCUGGCCCGUGGAUAGUCCUGGAAUCAGUUUGUUUUUACAUGAGUAGAAUGUGUGCUUUUAUUUAAAAUGCAUCUCUGGGUUAUUUGUGGAACAUAGGAGUUGGUUUAUUAUUUUCCCCCCCCCAAAAAAAAUAUAGUCUGACCCCCCACAAGGUCUGAGGGACAGUGGACCGGCCCCCUGCUGAAAAGGUUUGCUGACCCCUGCUUUAAGAAGUCAAUGGAUAGCUCUUGUAAUCCACUCAUGUGUCUAAUACACAUCCAUAUGUAAACCUGUAUCUUACACAUGUGUUCACUGAAGUAUCAUUUGGGGAUUUUUACUGGAGAUCAGGGCACAUGUAAACUGCAGAGGACAUUGCUUUAGAAUACCAGUAUUGCCUUGCUUACUUGGGAAAACCAGUAAGAAUAGACAAAUGCCAGUAUUAAUGGUGAAGGCCAUGUUGGAAAUGAACUGUAGAUGCAGGUUGGACCCACUCCUAUUUCUUGUCUAGAUAUUUAUUUUAUCAUGGCAUGUCUUUCCUCCCAAGAGCUCAAGGUGGUAUGUAUGGCUUUCCACUGUCACAUUUCAUUCUCACGACAACCCUGGGAGGCAGGUUAGGCUGGCCUCAAAUCACUCAGUGAGCUUCAUGGAUUGAACUUCAUGGCUAAGUGGAGAUUUCAACCCUGAUUCCUCAGGUCCCAGCCCAAUACCCUAACCACUGCAUCACACUGUCUAUGCUGGCUAUAUUUGGCUAGAUAACCAAUCACAGCCCAAGUCAUUAUGCUGUCUGCAGGUCAGUACUUAAGAUACUGUUUACUAAGCACUCCAUCCUUUACCACCCAGGUUAGGUCAACAAACCUGUUGCCUGGAUACCACUGUGGAAUGAAAACCAAGAGCAGUCCACAAAUAUGGAUGAACUCUUAGGAGCCACUGGACAUCUGGAGCUUGCUUCCCAAAUAGGUACGUCAUUAUAUCCUCAGUAUUGGAUAAAGCCAAAAUGGAGAAGGAUGCUGAAAGUUUUGUCACAUGUACGUCCCAGAAUUAGUUGAGUGCACCACCUCUCUCACCCAAAUCCAUAGGCGGUGUCAUUUAGCAACAGUGUCUACUACCAUCAGACAGACGUCACAGUGAUGUGUGUUAUAACAGAUAAUCCAUGCCCUGUAUUUUUUUGGAGACGCGCCCCAAUUAUCUGGGCUUGUCCUAAUAAACCUACUGAAUGCUUACACCCACUUAAAAAACAACAUACUUUUAUUGAGUUUUCUGACUAACGUAAUGCAAGUGGCAAAUUACCCACAUGGCAAGGCAAAUGAAAUAAAUAUUGAAAGAACCAAAUAAAGAACAGCAGACCCAGCACUGCUCUGAGUGUAAGAUAAUUGAAAGGCCAGUAAAAAUAAGGAAAGGAAUCUUUCCUAGUCCUGAAAUGUUCACAGUCUAUCAACCACCUCAUGUCUGCCUAGUGACUGUCAUGGGAUGAAGCCGAGAGAUACCCUGGUGAGACUUUAAUGUCCUAUGGUUUAAUUGCUUGCUUGCACCCUAGCCACAUAUGACAACAGAGUUCCUGGCAUUUUGCUUCUUCCAGUCAGCUGCAGAAUGCCACUCAACACAGGAAGACAUUGGGAGAAAUUAGACACAUGUCUCCAGAUCAGCCGGAGCACAUGAAUGGUAAAUCAUGAGACUGCUCCGAUUCUCUCAUGAAACUGGUCAUGCAAAUGUCUCAUCAAGGUAGCAAUUCAGAGGGAGGUGUUUCACAUCCAUCAGAAAUGAUUCAAGGGCGAGGAAUGACUCAUCAGCCACAGAGCUAGCUGAAUAACUGAGAGUUCACCCACAGAAACGCAAGAGGCUUAUAAAAUAAGCAGCUCGCUUGCAUCUAUCAUAACCACUGGGUGGGUAGAGAUCCAUUCAGUGCAUUAUUGAUCAUUUGUUUUAUUUCAGAAAAGAAAAACAAAUCACUCAAGGUAGCUUAGCCUGAUAAUAGAGUAUGCCAUCUAAAACCAGUUAAGAACCUAUUAAAAGCAAAUGCAACAGGCAAGAGCAGCUGAAAGGCAGAUCCCAAUACAGUGGUACCUCAGGUUACAUACGCUUCAGGUUACAUACACUUCAGGUUACAGACUCCGCUAACCCAGAAAUAGUACCUCGGGUUAAGAACUUUGCUUCAGGAUGAGAACAGAAAUUGUUCUCUGGCGGCGCGGCAGCAGCAGGAGGCCCCAUUAGCUAAAGUGGUGCUUCAGGUUAAGAACAGUUUCAGGUUAAGAACGGACCUCCAGAACGAAUUAAGUACUUAACCCGAGGUACCACUGUACCUUGCAACACAAGUAAGCCAACAUGGUGCCUUCUAGAUAUUUUUGGACUACAACUCCCAUCCUUCUGAUCAUUGCCCGUGCUGAUGGGGCUUAUUUAUCUAUUACAAUCAUUUAUAUCCUGCAUUUCAACAAUACAAAUCCUUCCAAGGUGGCUUACAAGAAAGACAAAACCAAUCGGGUGGGGGUAAUUAAGGCUCUGAAGGGGUCUUUGCUUGCCUCUCUUUCUCUGAGUCCUUCUCACAGGGCAGUUGGUGGUAUAUAUGGCACAGGGAAGGAGAAAGUUCAGCUGGCAGCGGCUCUAAGGAGGUCUUUGCCUGUCCUCUCUCUUCCCAUCCUAAGGAACACCUUUCCCAUGGGGCAGUUGAUGCUGGAGGGCCCUGUACACAGAUGCUGGAACAGGCUCUGAGAUAGUCUUCCAUCUGCAUCUCCAAGGUCCAUUUGCACUGUACAUUUAAAGCAGUAUCAUGCCACUUUGAAUAGUCAGGGCUCCCUGGCCCCACGAGAAUCCUGGGAAGUGCAAUUUGUUAAGGGUGGUGAGCAUUGUGAGGAGACCUCCUCCUUCAGUUCUCAGAGUGCCUUGGGAAGAUGGCUUGGCUGUAAAACCACUCUUGAGAAUUGAAGCUCUGAGAAGGGAAGAGGGGUCUCUUAACAAUACUCAGCACCAAACUACCUUUCCCAAGAUGCUUUGGGAGAAGCCAUGUGUUAUGUACUGAGUUGAAUCGGAUUCAGAAUGCAGCAGUCUGAUUGGUCCACAGGAGCCACCCAAUCCAGCUCCAGGUGGAAGUGAAUCCGCAACCUGAUUGGCCUACAGGUGAAUCCCGGAAUUAGCCAAUCACGUGGGGCCCAUUGUGUAAAUAAUGUAUAUAAAGCAGACAUUCUGGGGGAACUUCCAUUCCUCCUCACCACUAUGAGCUGAAUAAAGAGCAUGAAAUCCACUUCCAACUCCAUGUAUAUUUCACCAUGGCUAUUUAAAGCGGUGAAAUAGUGUUUUAAAUGUCUAGCACAGAUGGGACCCUAGAAUGGUAGUCCCAAACAUCUGGCAAACACCAAGCUGCCUACCUCUGAGUCUACAUCAUCAGCAAAUUCUGGCAGUAAAUGUUAUCAAAGGGUAACCUUUUUAAAUAAAAUGAAAAACCACCUUCCAAAACAAUGGAAGGAGAUACCAGGUGAUUUCUUUUGCUAAUGCAUAAUGCAUCCUGCAGCUUCAGAGUCGGGACAGGAAAUGUUGGGGUCUGCACUUCUGCAACUCUUUCAAAUGGGAGAAGAUACUGCAGGGCUACAAAGGUUAGGCUCAAUGGAAAUGUCCCCUCAAGAAUCCAGGACCAAGGCUAUGAUGUCAGGAUAUAUUUCUUAAGUAGUGGAACAAGUCAUACCAUGGUGAAGCAAUGCAAUGCAAUUGCUUUGUGUAGCAGAUUCUGAAGGAACAUCACGUUUCUGCCUUCAACCUCUCUGUGUGCCUUCCCACCCCACACACCCCACACACCGUAAUGGAGCAGCAGGGUGUCACAUUUCUGCUUCAAGGGUAAAAAAAAUGUCCAAAAAUGGCACUGGCAUUGAAAGAAGUGAAAGUGGCAGUAAUUGCAGAAAGAUAAAAAUGUUCUGAAUCUAGAAAAGACUGGGGGUUCCCCAAACACAUGGGAAGUACAUCGUGGGCUAGAGUAUGCAUGGCCGACCGGAGUGAAAUAGCUAAUAAAUUCAGAGUAAACUUGCAGAGUAAGCCCAACGGUGGAAAACCUUCAGAACUUAAGGCAUACUUUAACCCUAUUCCAAACUCUGGUCAGAACUGGGGGAACAGCUGGCGGAGCCAGCCAGAGACUGCCAGAAAGGGGGGAGGAGCCUUUAAAAUAGAGUUUGUUCUUACAUACACACCCUUUUUGCCAGUGUAACUUCCACUGGGUUGCUAGGUCACAUGCCCAAGCUGAAUGGAGAUUAGAACAGGGGUCAUUCUGCCCCUGCCCUGCCUCCCCUUUCUUGGGACUUAGUGCUGGGUCAGCCAGCUUCAGCUAACCCUCAGUUGAGAUGGGAUAGGGAACUUUCCCUAGGCUUGCCAUACGUCCGGAAUUUUCUGGACAUAGCCGGUAAACACCCAUUGGUGUUCAGGUGGAAAUCACCUGAAUGUCCAUGAAAAUUUCAGAAGUCAAGAUUUUGGUGAAUUUGCUUCAAAAUAGCUCAGCGACUUCCUUCUUUUCUUGAGAUUUUGCAAAAGGUGGUGUCCGGAUUUUCACUUUUUGAACUAUGACAACCCUAACUUACCCCAAUGCAUCUCUGGCUGAACUGGGAUGAGGGACUUCAGACCGGGUAGCCCUUGUUGAACCCAGAGAAAGAGGAUGUUGACAGCAAUACUUAGAGAUUAAGCUGACAAUAGCUCUAGGAAGCAAACCAUGACAUCACACUCCUGGGUCCUUCUUUUUCCUGGGGAAAUCCAGGUGUGUGUAUAUGUGUGUGUGUGUGUGUGUGUGUGUGUGUGUGUGUGUGUGUGUAGCAUAUUUCUGGCAGAAUGAGCCACUACAUAAAUGUGCUCCCUAUGGCUGACUGUCACCUCCUCUUCCUUUUCUGGUGUCUCUAAUACCCAGAAGGAAAAUCCCCAUAGUCAGGGUUUUGUGGCCUUCCUCUUCCUUGCAUACUUCCCUUUGCACGCACACACACACGAGAGAGAGAGAGAGAGAGAGAGAGAGAGAGAGAGAGAGGUAGAGGUGGAAAAGUGGGCAAUAUUUUUUAAGGAAAACAAAUCUAGUCCAAUUUUUUUUAAGUGUUUCAAGAAGCAAGUUGGGGUUACAAGUGGACCCUGAAUCAUGUGGGGAAGAGAGAAAUUCAGUGGCAUAGCGUGGGGGGUGCAGGGGGGGCCGGCCACACCGGGCGCAACAUCUGGGGGGGUGCGCUCGCACUCGCAGCUCUCUGCCCCUACUAAAAUCCACGGGUUAGGGGGCGCAAAUUACUUGCCUUGCCCCGGGUGCUGACAACCCACGCUAUGCCACUGGAGAGAUUGAAAGCUUUACACUGAGUUCCUUCUGAAAACAGCUACAUUGUGCACCUUCUCUCCCUUUCAAAAAUCUGUCAGUAUAUUUGCACUGGCCAGGCUGCCCCGUAAAAUGGUACUUAUCUGUUAACAUCUCAUUCCUCAACCCAGUUCAUUUUAUUCUGAAGCGACAUCUGGGAUGAUUUCACAAAUGAGCUUUCCAGAUGGGCGAAAAUUCAGCGGAACUCAAACCACAAUAAAUUAGAUUACAGUGAGCACAGAAUAAAUUUACGACCUGCUUUUCCUACAAGAAAAUCAAGAUUUGGUUCUUUCCACCCAUGCCCUACUUUACAACAACCCUGCAAAGUAGAUUAGGCUGAGAGGUCCAGAAAUUGCAUUGAAAUAGCUUUCUUCCACUGUCACGUUGCCCUCACAGGCUGGCAAUGGCACAAUUCAAGGCAAGAACAAACAGGUUGUUUAUUUGAGCUCUGCAGUUUGCAUUUGCAGAGUUCUUUCCCAUCAGCAACACCCCUGCUUGCAAUCAUUCAGAGCUGUUUUGAGUUCUGUUUUCCCGUAGUGAAGAUUCUGUAAUCAUGAUGAUUUAUCUAAGUAAUCUGGUACAAUUGCUCCCAAUUAGUCUGAUUAAUAUGGCCAACACAUUGAGACUGAGUGGGAAGGGAAGUUGGUAGUAGUUCAAUUUUAUAGCCUAAUUUAAAACCAGACAAGUUGGAUUUCGAAAUGUAAAAAUAACCAUGAGGAGUUAUGUAAGAAUAAACCAGAGACCAUAGAAGGGGAUUUAAAACAAAAUAAAACAAACCUGUGUACAUGAUACAAGUUGUUGGUGGAGAGAUUUCCCAGGCCGUUUAGACGGCUGUAGUCCAUUUCAUUUCAAUGAAAGUCUUUCCAUCAUAUUUUCAUCAUUCCCAAACAUCUCUAUUACAUUUCUAAAAUGGAACUACUGGACAUUUGCUCAGUGUUGUUAGUCUCCCUGGCAGUCUAGCUCAGGAUUCCAAUCCCAGCCAACCCCAGGUCCCAUUUUCUUCCAUUUGAAUUAUUUUAACUUUAAUUUUUAAUCCUAGCCUAUCACAAUGGCCCACAUCAAGCUAGAGUAUAGAAAACAAAACCCCCAAAUUACCACACAUCCUACCCCCAUGGCUCUUCUCACCUUGCGAAACCAGCGCUCUGUUUUGUAACUAAACAAAAAACAACAACACACCAUGUGUCAGAAAUUUGCUUUGGUGGCUCCACUUAAGCAGCAAUCCUAAUGGAACUUGCCUCGCAAUUAGCAUGCAUAGGAUUGCACACUGUUAACACUGGUAUUUCAUGCUGUUGAUUUAUUGUUUCCUUAAGUGUCCUCACUGGCCAUGAAUGAGCCGCGUGCAUAUUUUCCACUGUCAAAUACUGGAAGCUGCGCAGUCACAGAAAAGGGCAGACAAAGGCUGCGUCCCAUAUGUAAGGCAAAGCUGUUUAAGGCAUGUGCUGCAGUGGACACGCUGCAAUGGAAUGCAGAAAUGUCCAAAAGCUGCCAGUUGCAGCUAGAACUUCCUUGAGGUGCCCCAUUUGCUUUCACAAAGACCGUAGCUCAGUACUUGAGCAUCUGCUUUGCAUGCAGAAGGUUCCAAGUUCAAUCCCUGGCACUGCCUGGUAAGAUUGAGAAUGGCUUCACUCUUUAAAUCCCAAAGAGACACUGCCAGUCAGUGUAGGCAACACCAAACUAGAUGGAGAUAAUGGCAUGUUCUCCUUAUGUUCAUAUGGUAAUAGGUAAAGGUAAAGGGACCCCUGACCAUUAGGUCCAGUCAUGGCCGACUCUGGGGUUGUGGCGCUCAUCUCGCUUUAUUGGCCGAGGGAGCCGGCGUACAGCUUCCGGGUCAUGUGGCCAGCAUGACUAAGCCGCUUCUGGCGAACCAGAGCAGCGCACGGAAACGCCGUUUACUCUCCCACCGGAGUGGUCCCUAUCUAUCUACUUGCACUUUGAGGUGCUUUUGAACUGCUAGGUUGGCAGGAGCAGGGACCGAGCAACAGAAGCUCACCCCGUUGCGGGGAUUCGAACUGCCGACCUUCUGAUCAGCAAGUCCUAGGCUCUCUGGUUUAACCCACAGAGCCAUCCGCGUCCCUCAUAUGAUAAUGCUUCUUGCUUAAAUGGAUGUGUGUUGGCCAGCUCUUGCGGUUUGGCUAUGGGUGGCCUGCGAUCUCACAAAAGCACACUGCACCUGUGUGGAGGCAGUGAUAUUUCCGAAAGUUGGAGGCAGCGAUGCUUCUCAAUACCAGUUGCUGGAAACCACAUGAGGAAGAAGAGCUCUUGUACUUGGGUCAUGCUUGUGGGGUUUCCUACGGGCAUCUGUGUGUGUGUGUGUGUGUGUGCAGUAUGAGAACAGGAUGCUGGACUAGCUGGGCCAGCGCUUGAUCCAGCAGACUCUUCUCAUUUAUAUUCCUUAUGGAUAUAUACAUUUGUUCCAUUUUCUCUUCCCUAGAAGAACACAGUGUGCAACAGCUGUGACAUUCAGCACUGGUCGGUCACCUUCCACGUGGAAGCAAAGUGGCAAAUGGAAGGAAGUGAUUGUCUGGCAAUAGGGUGUUGCAGAGCUGUGAGAAGACAUGUUCUUUUUUUUUUUUAUAAAGUAUUUAUUGAAGUUUAAAGAUUGCAAAAAAACAAAAGAAAAACAAAAGAAAAAUAUGAGCAAUAAACAAUUACAAAGCCUCAAAAACAAAAAUAAAUACAGUAGUACAAAACAUCAACAAUAUAAAAAGAAAAAGAAAAAAACCAAAAGCAUUUAAAGAAAAAAAGAAAAACCCAAAAGACAACAAACAAACAUACAAAAGAACCACAUAUUUUCAUAUCCUUAUCUUUCAUUUGCUUAUUUCCUCGACUUCCUCACACCUCCUUUUUUGUAUUCUAGUUCAAUUAAAUAUUCCAGCAAGUCCUUUCCCUCUCUCACAAAUUUAGUUCCAUGAUUUAACUUAACGCAGUUUUUAGACUUAAAUUUACCUCUUUACCCAAUGUCAAUCUAUUCAUACUUGAUUCUUUAUAAUAUUUCUACCAAAGUCAUAUAACUUCUUUCCAGCAUCUUUCUAACCAGAGAAAGGCCUCUGGUUUCUUUAAGAAGGUAUAUUUAAAUACCGUUUUCAUUUCAUUAUAAAUCAUCUCCCAGAAUGCCUUAAUCUUUGGGCAUGUCCACCAGAGGUUGUGAGAAGACAUGUUCACUUGUUGAGGACUGCCUGUUGAGGAGGCUUGAAGGCAGCUGACAUGCACAAUCGGAAGCUGGCUGAGGUCUGGCACUCUCCUGGGUUCCUAUGUUUGUUUGUUUCUAAAUUUUAUUUAUGCUUUUCAGGUUUAUACAUGUCACUAAUUUUACAAUCAUUUUAACAUUUCAAAACUUGACUUCCUUCCCCCUAUUUCUGCGGUUCCUUAAAUUUAUUUUUAACAUCUUCUGCAUAUCCAAAUUAACUCACUUUGCUCAUUUAUUAAUCUACUUUAAAUAUAUACGCUUAUAAAACUGCAGGUUAUUGGAAAAAUCCUGCCAGUGCUCUUAUCUGUUUACAAUUUAUCUGUCAAUAUUCAAUAAACCAUUUCCAUUCAUUUAUAAAAACUUUGUUAUCUUGAUUUCUUAUUCUUCAGGUAAGUUUUGCCAUUUCUGUAUAUUCCAUAAGUUUUUGUAUCCAUUCUUCCUUUGCUGGGACUUCUGCUUCUUUCCAUUUUGGGGUGAGUAACAUUCCUGCCACUGUAGUAGCAUACUCAAAUAAGUUUCCAUACAGUUUAGGUAGUUCUGUCCCUAUAAUCCCCAAAAGAAUUAUGGGUUCCUAUGUAAGAUGUAGAAUAUGUUUUAGUGAGUCGACAAAAGGAACUAUCCUACGUGAAAACGCAACGGUACUGUGGAGACAGAAUUCUUGGUCAACUAUAUUUUUUUGUUGGGAUGACAGCGCAAUCCACUUUGGCUGCAGCUGAGCUCAGUGGAGAGAACUUCAGAUCUUGGAGUCUAUAAAGAAAAACUAUAAAGCGAGUGUGAAUUUUUAAUAACAAGACGCAAGAGAAGAUCUGUUUCAUCAAGGGAUGGGUGAGGCAUGGAGAGAGGCAAGAAAGAAGGCAUAGCAAGAAGAUCCCUGUGCAAGGACCAAGUAGAAAUUGUCUUGUAGGAGAGAACCAAUUGCAGAAAAUUGGAGAUACUCUGUACUUUAAUGGAAACGCCUUGCUUCCAAACUAGCUGCUGAGGGCUAGAGUAGAAGAGUAGUCACAAGAUACACCCUCUUCUACAUGUAUAGCAGAGGUGGGGAACCAUUUCUGGCUGAAAGGCCACAUUCGCUGCUGAGGACCAAGGGCCACUGGAGGGCAUAUUCCACUGGAAACAGUUGGUUUGGGGUGAUAGCAACUGCACUGCAAAACUACCUGUUUUGGGUGAUCCACUAUGCAGUCACCUAUUUCGGGUGAUCCACUAUUUGCGGUCUUUAGACUAUUGUCAAAAACUUACUUAUUCUGUCAAAUUUUAUUUUCUCUGCUGGUUAGCGGGUGGGAAUAUACAUUUGGUUUUUGUUACUGCGCUGCCAAUGUUGUUUUUGCUGUUAUGGGGGAGGGCUGCUUUGGAUGUAUGCUGUAUGGUAUAUUAAUGUUUAUAUUAUUCUCUCCCCCCCCCAUUAUAAAUUGUAUUUGUUCAUAGAUUUUUCUGUGUGAGUUGCUUGGAAACCUUCUUUGGUGACAAGCAAUUACUAAGUUUAAUACAUAACCGUUGCCCGACAUAUGCCAAGAGCUCAGGUCCACUCACCUUUUGUAGUUCACUGGAAUUAAGAUACACAAAAAAAUAGAGAUAUUAAUCACCUUUAGCAAACACUGAAGAACCUGGCAAAAGAUGAGUGUGCUUUCCUAAUACAUGCCAAUGAUCUUGAUCAAAGGCAUUGCCAGCUACUCAGACAGGGAAGAACAAAAGAAAUCAUGAGACACACACACAUGUGUUUCACCAGGCUGGCUUAGCCGCCCAACAGGUAAGACAUGAAUAUAAAUAGCUGGCACAAUUAUGGCUAAGAGUCACGGGGAUUUAGCCUCAGUGAGUUCCCCAUUGCAAAGGGCUGAUUAAACUACCAUUGUUAGAUUGCCAUACUUCCUCAGUGGUGAGGUAGACGCUGAAGUCAGCAUGCUGAAUUUGUUUUAUGAUCUUUACAGGGCUGGUUGCUGUUUUAAUGUGCUUUAAUAUGUUGAAUUAUCUUGGGUGACAUCCAGGGCUGUCCAUCCACUUGCACAACAGAAAUCUACUUGGGGAAUUUUUUCUUUCUUAAAUAAAGUUUGUAAAAAGAGGGGGUGGGGAGGGAAAUCUGAUUGCACAACGGGAGUUCUAGUUUCUUGUUUCCCCUUCCAGCCUCCUGAACUUCUCAACACCCUGAAGCUGAUUUGGGGGGGCACACAGGGGAAAAGAGGGGGGGAAAUCCCACUGUUGAAAUGGGUGCCCCUAUCGGUUAUUUUAAAGCUCCCCGGCCCCUGAAUAUCCAGCCUGUGAAUAGUUGUGUACACGUGUGGGGUACACGUGGAGUAUAUUUGCGUGUGACAAGCUUUUAGCAGUUUUAUACCUGGUAACUGCCUUGGUUCCUCUCAAAGAAUUAUGGGAAUUGUAGUUCAGGGAGUAUACUAAGAAAUUCCUACCACACUCACUUUGCAGUUUUCCUGGAGGAGAAGCAACGACCGUUAAACCAAUUUAAGCCAGUAGUGUACAAAAAUCCCUGUUGUUUGGAAAGAUAUGUGCAUUUGUGCAAUCCCCGCAUGUGCAUUCACACUCUAGUUUAUACACAGCUGCUAUUUGGGGGACCAUCUCAGACCCCAAAAUAGGCAGAUGAGGCCUUGUUAGUGGUGCCCAGUGCUGCCCAGUUGGCAAUAGCUCACGUCAGGGCCUUUUCAGUGGUGGUUCCCUGAUUGUGGAAUGCCCUCCCUAGUGAGGUCCACCUGCCUGCAUCAUUAUUAAUCUUUAGGAGGAACCUAAAAACAUUCCUGUUUACGCAGGCAUUUAGUGGCUGAAGAAUACUGUUCCUGACAACCUCAAGAUUAUUGGAUGGAAGCUGAUUUUUAAUUGUGAUCGCUUUUGGAAUGUUUUUAACUAAGGUUGUUUUUACAAGUCUUAGAAUGUCUUUGUUUUGUUUUAAAAUUGCAUAGGUAUCUGCCACCCUGGGCUCCUUGGGAAGGAAGAGCAGGAUAUAAAUUCAAUAAAUAAAUAAAUAACUAUGUUAGUUGCAUGCACAAGUUACAUUUUGAAGUACCGUAUUUUUCGCUCUAUAACACGCACCCGACCAUAACACGCACGUAGUUUUUAGAGGAGGAAAAUCCGUAGGCAUGCCACCCGUAGGCAUUCCCUCCAUAACACGCACAGACAUUUCCCCUUACUUUCUAGGAGGAAAACAGUGAGUGUUAUGGUGCAAAAAAUACGGUAUACACUAAAUUAUAUAAUACUUGUUCUUUAAAGAGAAAAUGUCUUUAAAAAGCCAAAGAGAUUUUUUGUGUGUGUCACUUACCUAUAGUCUCCUUAAUUUUUGAAGCUGUCACUUUUACUCCUUUUUUCUCAAGCAAAUGACUAAUGAAGUCGAGACACAUCCCGAUUUACAUGGUAAUGCACCAGUAAAGCAGCUUAAUGGUCCAAGAGCUAACAUCCAGGUUUUAUGUAUUUAUUCAAGUGAAAAUGAAGGUAUUUCUGCCACAAGGCUUUUCCAUGUCAUUUUAAGCUGUCUCUCAAUAAUUCUUGCCACUGUGACUAAGCUCUAUACUCUUGUUAACAGUUUACUAGACAGGUGCAAAGAGGAAUUAAAAGGUUUGCAUGGUGGGAUUUGGGGGGGGGCAGGCACAUUAUAUAAUAAUUUUUUAAUAUGUGCACUUUUCCUGAACCCGCUGAGCCCCGUUCAUCAAAUAAAUCAGGUAAAUGAACCAUAAGGCAGCAGAUCUAAGACUGGAUUUUUGAGCAAGUUCUGCAGUCGCCACUCCUUCUGGUUACUACUGCUCACCCUCACCCCAAGACAAACACUUCACUUUCCCAAGGAAACUGUGUAAAAGUUAGAUCCCAUAGAAUGAAUCGGAGGGCAUGUUCACAUCACCGCUUACUCUAGAUCCAGUGCGCUCCCAUUGCUAGUUUUUGAAGCUGCAUACACACAACGCUGGUGGCGCUGUGGGUUAAACUAGAGAGCCUAGGACUUGCCGAUCAGAAGGUUGGUGGUUCGAAUCCCCGCGACGGGGUGAGCUCUCGUUGCUCGGUUCCAGCUCCUGCCAACCUAGCAGUUCGAAAGCAUGUCAAAGUGCAAGUAGAUAAAUAGGUACCACUCCGGCAGGAAGGUAAACGGAGAUUCCAUGCUGGUUCCAUUCUGGUUCGCCAGAAGCGGCUUAGUUCCAUUCUGGUUCGCCAGAAGCGGCUUAGUCAUGCUGGCCACACGACCCGGAAAGACUAUCUGCAGACAAACGUUGGCUCCCUCGGCCAGUAAAGCGAGAUGAGUGCCGCAACCCCAGAGUCGGUCACGACUGGACCUAAUCGUCAGGGGUCCCUUUACUUUUACCUUUACCUACAACUUUAGCCACAACCCAUAUCAAUCCUGCAGCUCCUUUUUUAUAUAUGCAUACAAUGUUAGGUGAGAAAGGAAAGGGGGAAAGAGAUGGAGGAAGAGUGGUUAGUGGGGUGGGGUCAGGUGGCAAUACUUCUAGUCUUCUACUUAGUGUACAUGUGGGGUUUUAUGUCAGCGUCGCUUGUGGGUUCUCUUUACUAUUCGCUUGUAUUUCUUUGGUGAGGAGAGAAAUUGGGGGUGGCCUAGGGUUGUCUCUGAUUGGCUGUAGUGAAAUUUGUUUUUGUGUGCGAGUGGUGUGUGUGUGUUUGGAUCAGGUUAGCCAGAUUGAUUCAUAUGCUGUUGGCGGGCUCUUCUUGUUGUCUUGUUGGGCUGUGUAUGUGAUAAAGGGUAACAAUACCUGGGUGAAGGCAUCUUCUUCUAUUUGUCCCCCUGUCAGUUUCAGUUUAUUGGCUAGUUUUUCUAAUACAGUAAGGCUGUUUCCCAUACUAUUUAGUACCAUUGGUCUAUGCUUACUCCUGACAGGUCUCUCCAGUGUCUGGCUGUGAUGCUUCUGGCUGCUGAAAGUAGAUGGGUUAUGAGCUCUUUGUGAUGUGAGUGGGCAUUAUUAUCUUGGAAGAUGUUCAGCAGGGCCAGUUCUGGGGUGACUUCUAAUACUUGCUUAGUUAUUUCGCAUAUUUAUUGUAUGAUUGAUGUCCAGAAGAGUUGGGGGCAUUCCCAUGACAUGUGAAGGUAUGUGCCCAUGGAGGUGCAGCUUUUCCAGCAUUUUGGUGAGGUUCUUGGGUGUAUUAGCGCUAGUUUCCGUGGUAUUAGAUCCUGCAACUCGUUGACAAAUACUGCUGCUUAAUGUGUUUUCCCUCAAACCAGCUUCAGUCUGACUAGAAAAGGGCCUUCUGGUGGUUCCCUCAUUGAGAGAAGUGAGGUUACAGGGAACCAGACAGAGGGCCUUCUCGGUAGUGGCGUCCGCCCUGUGGAACACCCUCCCACCAGAUGUGAAGGAAAUAAGCAGCUAUCUUAUCUUUACAAGACAUCUGAAGGCAGCCCUGUUUAGGGAAGUUUUUAAUAUUUAAUGCUGUAUUGUUUCUAACACUCGAUUGGGAGCCGCCCAGAAUGGCUGGGGAAACUCAGCCAGAUGGGCGGGGUAUAAAUAAUAAAUUAUUAUUAUUAUUAGUAGUAGUAGUAGUAGUAGUAUAUUAUUAUGCCACAUUCCCUUUGUGAACGGUGUACACAUUCGAGACAGCCAUUCCACAUGCACAGAUAACAGCUUCAUGAGUAAGACAGGGGCGGAGGAAGGGAGUGCAGUGGGGGCGGGUCGCUUUGGGUGUCACCACUGAGAGGGGUGACAAAAUGCCAGGCAGCACUCACCGCAGGGCCUGCAGUGCACCCAAGCCACAUGUCUCUCCUGGGAGAGAUGCGGUGGCCUGGGUGCACGCAGACUCCACGCUGCCCAAAUGGUCCACCCACUGCCUCCCUCCCCCCAGCUGUAGGGCAGCUGAUUGGGAGGAGGCAGGCAGACUCUGGAGGCCCCGUGGUGUGCCCUGCCCCUAUGGGUGGCUCACCCCGCCCCUGGGAGCGUGCCCAGGUGCCCAAGUGGCUUCCUCCGCCACUGGAGUAAGCGUCCGGGGUGUGGGUGUGUGCAUGGUCAGCGAAACCAUAAAGGUCCUGCAUAUUGGGUGAAGAUAUCCCCACCCUCUCUCUGAUGUGAACAACACUGUGUGAAUGUGGCUUGAAAUGCACGGGUUUGGCAGAACAAGCUCGCUGCAUUUUACGUUGCUAAUGUGAACAUAUCCUUAAGUCUUGAGAAGCACACCAAGCUCAAAGAGGAAGUGGGAAAGAGCAUCCUCCUCCUAACUUUCUCCUGCAGCUGCAUGCAAUUUUCCAUGACCAAGGAGGUAGAGGGUGGGGGAGGGGGGUCUCAUAGGCUUUGUGGGUGCCAAAGGAAGAUCACAUGAGGCACCAUGGCACCCAUGGGCCACCACAGUGGGGACGCCAUUAAUAAUAAUAAUAAUAAUAAUAAUUUUUAUUUAUAUCCCGCCCUCCCCAGCCGAAGCCGGGCUCAGGGCGGCUAACAGCAAUCAAAUAAUCAAACAAUCAAAUAAUCCAACAUUCUAAAAACAUUUCAUUAUAAAAAUUAAUUAUACAAUCACAUUUAAAUACUUAGAAAAUUAUUUAUAAUUGGAAAUAUAAAAGAUGCAAGUAGAAACAAAAAAUAUGUGCCCUCUUUGUUGGAAUAGAUGUUAAGAUUAUAAGACUUGGCACAUAUGAUAAAACUACUUUUAAGAUUAGAUAAGAUAUGCAAUUGAAAAGUUUUGGUGAGAAAUGGUCCAUCUGUAUAAAAACACACACAGAGAAUAAUACUUUUUAAAGCAUGUAGUCUUUUGUGUUGUUGUUGUUAAGAGUUUUGUCAUUGUGAUUGCAAUGGCACUGUUUGUUUGGAAGAUUUCAAAGGGGUUAUAAUAUCACCAUCUUGAAAGAGGCAGUGAUAUGGCCACUCCUGAAAAAGCCCAAACUGAAACUGACCAAUUGGCUUGUGACAACUACCUCUCUGUUGUCAAUUCCCCCUUUCGAGAGAAGGUGAUUGAGAGGGUUGUGGUACAACAGUCAUAAAUACUCUUGGAUGAAACUGGUGAUCUUGCCCCAUUCCAGUUGGGUUUCAGACCUGGUUAUGGGACUGAAUCAGUCUUGGUUGCCCUGGUGGAUGACCUUAUCAGCAGGACUGGAGGAUUAAAACCUUGUUAGUUUUACUUGAUCUCAGGGACUUCUGAUUCUAUCAGACAUGGUAGCUUCCUGAACCUGCUCCGUGAAAUGGGCAAUGUUUUAAUAUGGUUUGGUUCCCACCUUCAGGGUCAGUUUCAGAGAACAGCGUUGGGUGAUUAUAUCUCGUUCCCCUAGCAGUUCUGCUUCAGGGUGCCUCAGGGUACCAUCCUGUCCCCGUUUCGAUUUAACAUCUACAUGAAGCUGUUGAGAGCUGUCAUCGGUAUGCGGAUGAUACUGAGCUCCAUUUCUCUGUAACAUCUAAAUCAGGAGAAGCCAUGCAAGUUCUGGACUGGUGCCUGGUUUCAGUGGUAAGCUGGAUGAGAGCCAAGGAAUUGACUCUCUGAGUCCUGCCAAGGAGGAGAUGCUGGGGGCGAGCGGUUCCUAAGUCUGGAUUAUUGGUCAAUAGCCUGCUUUGGAUGGGGUCAUACGCCCCUGGAAGGAGAAGGUUCAUAGUUUUGGUGGGCCCUUGGAUCCAUCUCUGUCACUAGAGUCCCAGGCUAUGAGUGCCUUUUUACUAGCUACAGUUUCUGGACCAGGAUAGACUAACCACUGUCGUCCAUGUGCUGCUAACCUCCAGAUUGGAUUCUUCCAAGGUGGGUCUGUCCUUUGGGCUGAUCUGGAAACUGCAGCUAGUGCAAAAUGUAAAGGCGAGUCUACUAACUAGGGGUGGAAUAUUGCCAGUAUAUUGCUGCUGAAAGAAUUGGCUGCCAAUUGGCUACUGGGCUAAGUUCAAGGAGCUGGUACUGAUACAUAAAGCCCUGCAUCCCUUGGAACCAGAAUGCCUAAAAGAUUCUCAUUCCCUUCAUACCCAGCGAACUAAUGCCAGUGUACUGGAAGAAGCAAAGAUCACCAGUGUUGAAGCAAUGAUUCUUCAACAUCGACUUCGCUGGACUGGUCAUGUUGUGCGGAUGCCUGAUUAUUGUCUUCCAAAGCAACUACUCUAUUCUGAACUUAAAAAUGGAAAGCGUAAUGCUGGUGGUCAACGAAAGAGGUUUAAAGACUGUUUUCAAGGCAAAUCUAAAAAAAUGUAGUAUAAACACCAACAAUCAGGAAACACUUGCCUGCGAGCGCUCCAACUGGAGAACAGCCUUUACCAAAGAUGUCAUGGGCUUUGAAGACACUCGAACUCAGGAUGCAAGGGAGAAAUGUGCUAAGAGGAAGGAAUACUUGGCAAAUCCACACCAUGAUCAGCUCCCACCUGGAAACCAAUGUCCCCACUGUGGAAGGACAUGUGGAUCCAGAACUGGCCUCCACAGUCACUUAUGGAAUCAUUGUUAAAACUGUGUUUAUGGAAGACAAUCUUACUUGGCUAUGAGUGAUCGCCGAAGAAGAAGAAGAAGAAGAAGAAGAAGAAGAAGAAGAAGAAGAUAACUGUGUUCUACAGGAGGGCAUCCUAAAAAAAUCCAAUCCUAUCAGGAGGUCCAUUUCAUAUGUCAGAAUUGGGCCUUUAUACAUGCAGUUGCUCCAUAUAUGUUUUUAUUGUAUUGCUCUGGGAUGGCUCAUGGGAAGCAAUUCAUAACCAUAACCAAAUGAAUUAAUGGUAGUUUAGAUUUUCAUAAACGGGAUUGUGCAUGAAUUCAAUGUUUUAAUAGUUUAGUUGGAAAUGUUACCCACUCACACAAACACACCCACACAAAACUUUUGUACAAGACAACUGAAAGUAAGAGAUGAAUAUUACUAAUGUGGAACUGGAUGUGCAGAUCCCGGCUCCAUGAUACUACUUAAUCCACGUUUAUUGUUCCAUCACAAAACUUCUAAAAUUAGAUUCGGUGUCAGCAGAACAAAUAGGGGCUGACUGUUGGCAGACUAAAUAUAGCUUAAGUUGCAAGUUGGGUAUAUGUUGGGGCAAUCACAUGAUAGUUUCAUAAUGUGCCACCAGAGACUUCUCCUAUAAAGGAGAAUGAAUAUGAAGAAGCAAGUGUGUGAGCAGGGCCAAACAGGGCAAUGCUAUUAACGUCUACUCAAACGUAGUCCCAUGGGACAUACUCUCAGGUAAGUCUGUAUACAACUGCAGAUGAUGUACUGCUGUUGUACAACUCCCAUUCAUUUCGGUGGGCCUUCCAGAGGAGAAAUUAUUCACAGGUUGUACUUCAGUUCACAAAACAAGCACAGAUGGGCAAUAGCUGUCAUCACUGAGUUUGAUUCUCUAGGGGUCUUGCUCAUAGUACAGUGGUACCUCGGGUUACAUACGCUUCAGGUUACAUAUGCUUCAGGUUACACACUCCACUAAGCCAGAAAUAGUGCUUCAGGUUAAGAACUUUGCUUCAGGAUAAGAACAGAAAUCGGGCUCCGGUGCCGCGGCGGCAGCAGGAGGCCCCAUUAGCUAAAGUGGUGCUUCAGGUUAAGAACAGUUUCAGGUUAAGUACGGACCUCCGGAACGAAUUAAGUACUUAACCCGAGGUACCACUGUACUUUUUUUCAGUUCACAAUUCACCACCACCACAAGCACUACAAUUCUAUGAAUGAGGGGGUUGGUGCUGUGCUGUUUUGGUUGUGAUUGUAUGUAUACAUACAACAUAUAAUGAUCUAUUUAAUCCUAUAAAUGCUUAAAUGUUUUUAAAUGAUUAGGGUCCCCCCCCCAUGUUUUAGUUGUUCUUUUAUCUGUAAACUGGGAAGAAGGCUGGGUAUAAACAAAUACAUAACAAAAUCAGAGAAUUGCAUAAUUGGAAGCGACCCCGAGGGUCAUACAAUACAGUAAUAAUAUUAGCAAACUUGCACAGGGUGGGGGUGGAGGAAGGGAACUUCACCUGCUGAACUUCUGCCUGUCUAGUUGUUGUUAAAGGAAAUGUGUGUCUCUGUGUGGUGUGUUUUUUUUAAAGGCAAUCCUUACUGACACAAUUCACCAUUCAUCGGCAAAACCAGCCAUUAGAUUCGUUGCAAAGAAAUCCAUAAAGCUGAGCGGGGCGGGGAGAGAACCGUCUAUCUCUACAGCGCAGCUUAGAACAACCCCAAAAUACGUUUUUGUUUUGUUUUGUUUUUUUAAAGUGAAGGGCUUCCCAUCUCCCCAUUGCUUAUUCCAGCCCUGUAAUGCGCGCGACCGCAUCUCUUCUGCUGGGUUACCAUAGAAAUAGAGGCACGGCCAGAGAUGGUUGCAUUCAGCGAAGUGGCCGAGGAGCGAGGGCUUGAUUGGUCGGUCGCCGCAGUAGAGGAGUGGCGGAGGGUCAAGGAGAGGUGAGCUCAUGCGGGGGGCGGGCGAGCCGGAGCUGGCAAAAUGCGCGCUGCAAAGGGGGCCGUUGCUGAUUAGAGCCCUGGAUCGCCCCCCCUUCUCUCUCUCUCUCUCUCUCUAAAUGGAAGCGUUUAAGCAGCGAUCUUUACAGAGACAACGCCGGCCCUCCGUUUUAACUCGCACGUGCCCGAGUUGCAUGAGGAGCCUUUGAAUGGGUCUCGACCGCAUGACACCUAGCGCCCUCGCGGGGGUACUGCAACCCUGCAGCGAAGGGGACGGCAGCGAGGGGCUGGUCCAACCUUCCAUCAAUCGCGGAAUUGCAAGAGUUGGAAAGGGACCCUGGGGGUCAUCUAGCGCAACCCGCUCCAAAUGCAGGAAUCUUUCACCCAACGUGGGGCUCGAACCCACGACCUUGAGACUAAGAGGCUCUUAGCUCUACCUAGUGAGCUAUCCUGAGUUCAUUCCUGGCCUCCAUUUACCUGAUGAAUACACCCCCGCUGCUUAAUAUCAGCUCCCGUUGCGGUUCAGGCCCAGGCACAACCCAUCUUUCUGCAUAGCAAGACCCUUUGAAGUGGAAAGUUAAGACGUUUUUGAAGCUUAAAAUAAAACUAAAAAUGCAGAGCUCUGGAAAAAAGCACCGCCUCACAUUUUAGGCACCAAAGCUGCAGAGCUUUAUAGACUUACCUGGGAGUAAACCUAGUUGAGCACACUGUAGGACCUGCUUCCUAGUAAAUAUGCAUGGGGUUCGUUGGGUUCAAUAGGGUUUACUACCAAGUAGACCCGGAUAUUGGACACGGGUGGCGCUGUGGGUUAAACCGCAGAGCUUAGGACUUGCCGAUCAGAAGGUUGCGGUUCGAAUCCCUGCGAUAGGGUGAGCUCCCGUUGCUCGGUCCCAGCUCCUGCCAACCUAGCAGUUCAAAAGCACGUCAAAGUGCAAGUAGAUAAAUAAGUUCCACUCCGGCAGGAAGGUAAACGGCGUUUCCGUGCACUGCUCUGGUUUGCCAGAAGCGGCUUAGUCAUGCUGGCCACAUGACCCGGAAGCUGUACACUGGCUCCCUCGGCCAAUAAAGCGAGAUGAACGCCACAACCCCAGAGUCGUCCGCGACUGGACUUAAUGGUCAGGGGUCCCUUUACCUUUACCUUGUGCCUGGACAUUCUGACCUAGGGCAAGCCCCAUUGAACUCGGUGGGGCUUACUUCUGAGUAGAUGAUUGAUUGCAUUUAUAACCCACUUUUCCUCCAAGGAGCUCAAAGUGAGGUAGGUUAGGCUUGUAAAGAAUCACACCAUUACUAGGCUUAUUUAUGGGCAGCAGGGAGAGCUUUUCCUGUUACCAGGUGUUUUGAAAACGGGCGGGGGGGGGGGAGAGAUUAGUUCCGAAAGGCAGUUUCCUACAAUUAUUUUAACCAGCAAAAUAUUUGUGCUGCAAGGUGAGUUUAAAGCAUUUGACUGACUGGAGUCAGGAUUUUUUGAUUUAUUUUUUUAAUAAACUAAAGCACCUUGAUUUUCUUAUUGAAGGCUGUGGGAUGUUUUCUGAAUGGGCUGUAAUUUCCACUCCAUAGAUCAAUAGGUCAAAGAUCAGAGAUAGUUUUGUUGCUGCUACUGUUGUUUUUGGAACUUGAAUGGGAAAUUCGGGGAGGAAAAGAGAGGAGAGUUUCUCGCCAGAGCUAGGGGCUGCAAGCUCUGAGUAGAAGCAGCACCAGAAACUGUCCUCUGGGGAUCCGCUGAGGUAGUUCCUGUUUGCCCUUGAUGUUGCUCUGCUUGCAUAUUUGUAAAUAAAGCAAAUAUUACAAUACCACCCUGCGCAUGUGUAUGUGUGAUCUCCAAUACUAUCUCAUCUAAGAACGAAACUGAAACCAAUGAUCCUGUCUCUGGAACUUCUCUCUGGCCAGAAGUAGGCAGAUGUACACCAUACCUUUCAAGCACAUUCAAUGCGCAUUUCAAGCACAUGCCUUGCCCCCAAAGCAUCCUGGGAAGUGUAGUUUGCUAAGGAUGCUGGGAACUGUAGUUGAUUGAGGAGGAAAACCACAGUUCUAAGGGUUCUUUGGGGGACACCAUGAGCUCUAGAAGCACAUUCGAUGUGCUCUAAAUGUAUGGUGUAGAUCUGGCCGUCGUAACACUUGUUUGGGAGUAAAGCAAUUCAAAUUGGGGUCAGCUGAGGUUAGGGUAAAGGCAUGGCCCUAUACCAGCCUUCACUAACUUUCUUCCCCCCUGCCAGAUGUUUUGGACAACUCCCAUCAGCCCCAGCUGUGAAGUGAAUCCUUCCUUCUGCCUGCCCCUGGACCUGCUGGGCUGCCAGAAUGAGCAUGCACCCUUCGCUGUGAACUGUGAGCUCCUGUUUGGCCAGUUACCUUGGCUAAAGCCUUGCAAGAGUUAGGGCAGCAUCUCUGCAGAGCCUGCAACACAUAGUGGGUCCCAACACUGUGGGAUGUAGCAGCAGGGUGUACGUGCAUGUGAGUGUGUGUCUUGUUGCAAAACGGCUUAGGCAGGCCUUGACCUCUAAGACACUCUAUGGCAGAGCUUUCCAAACUUUUCAUGUUGGUGACACACUUUUUAGACGUGCAUCAUUUCGCGACACAGUCAUUCAGUUUUACUAGCAAACUGGAGGUUAAACUAACCUCUUUCCAGAUCUGGGAGGAGCACAGGGAGUGUUUGCACGACAAACCUACACACUGCAGCCAACACACUAAAGCAGAGGUUUUCAACAUUUUUGGGUCCACGGCUCCCUUGACCAACUACAUUAUUUCUGCGGCACCCCUGUGGGGCUCAGGAGCCCAGUUAUGUCACCCCUUGCCUGCAGAGCUGGCAGCCCCUCACUCUUUUUCAAACACCCUCCCUUGUGGAGGGUUCCCUCAGCCUCCUCUCCUCUCCCCUCUCCUUGGGAGUCCUCUGGGCAGCCGCUGCUGCCACCCCUGGUCUCUCAGCUGCCCCACUGCAAAGAGAGGUGCCUCCUCACACUGCCCCACAGGGGCCUGGGAAGCACACCCUUGCCAGCCUCUGAUCAGCCUGGGAAGCUUGUAGCCAGGGCUGCUGCAACAAACAUCUUUGCAAGCCUUUGGGAGGCAGAGAUGCGAGAGGGCAUCAGAGGAGGGAGGGAAGGAAGGAAGGAGGGACAGAGGCCAGUGUUGCCCACGGCACCACUGACCAUCAUUCAAGGCACCCCAGGGUGUCACGACACACUGGUUGAAAACCACUUGGUUGAAAACCAGUGCACUAAAGGGUCACGGCACACAGUUUGGGGAGCUCUGCUCUAUAGAUUUUUCUGCAGCAGGCUAACAUAGCUAUCCCUCUGGCAGUUGUAAACCAAAUGUAUAUUCCAAAUAAUAUAGGGGCUACCAGCAUAUUUUAUGAUGCAGAAAUGCAACAACAACACUUAUGGAGUGAAAACAUCCACAUUUCCCCCCAUUCGUCUUCAAAUGAAUGAAUGCUGAAGCCAUGCUUAGAUUUAACAAGAGCUCUUCAGACGGAUCUUAACCUUACAAAAGUAAACAAAAGAAAAGUAAUAAAUGGGGCCAAUCUAUCUACCUAUCUCUUCAGUGCUGAGGAAUCUGAUUACCCAACAUAUUAAAAGCAUGACGACAGCUCGGUUAUUGCUUUUUCCAAGCUGCAGAUUGAGAGAUUUUGUAAGAUUGUUUGAAAAGGAAACAGUGGGGCGUGGAAGUCGUAUUUGUUUGCUACAUUUGCACCCCACCUUUCCUAUAAAGAGCUUGAGGUAUUGCACAUGUCCCACACCCUCCUAAUUUAUUCUUGGAAGGACCCUGUGGUUGGGCUGAGAGACAGUGAUAGGCCCAAGAUCAUAGUCAUCUUCGCAGCUUGGUGAAGAUUUCAACCCUGGUCUCCCCUGUCCUAGUCAUAGCUGUCAACCGUCCCUUAUUUGGCGGAAAAGUCCCAUUUCCCAGCGCCGUGUCCCACUGCUGUCCCUUAUUGAUGAUGUCCCUUAAAUUUCCCGGGUUUCAAAGGAAGCAGCUCCUCUCCUUCCCUGCCUGCCGGCCAGGGAGGAGGGAGGCUCCAACUGUGUUGCUUGGCUGCGUUGCUCACCCAAUAAGGAGUCUAAGAACGACUGGGGGGGUGGAGCUUGCAUGCCUUGCGCCGAUCAAAUCGGCCGCAUUGUCUGGGGACUCGCCUUUGCUGAAUGCUUCCCAGUGGAGAUGUGACGUGGUUUCCUUGCUUCAUCCCCUUUGCCGGGUUGCUGCGCUGUGGGAACCACCGCUUGAGGCUUUGUUUGGCUGCUGGUUGACUAAAAUCCCUUAUUUUGGCUGCUGAUCCCUUAUUUUCAAAUCUGUAAGUUGACAGCUAUUGUCCUAGUCCAACACUCUCUAAUGUGGUCUCCUCAAUAUGUUGUGGACUACUAGCUCUGUUAUGCUGGGUGGGGCUGAUGUGAGUUCUAGUCCAGAAGAUCAGGAGGUUACCACCUGUCCUUACUUUAACCUCUGCACCAGGCUGGCUCAGAGGGGCCUAAUGUGAUUUUAUUCACAAAACUUCCACUCUUAAUAUCCAGUAUUGACAAUAAAGGGUUAAUACGGAGUUAUACAAAAAUACCAGCCAGGAGGGACAGGUGUUUGAAAAUGGAAGUCAUCAAACAGAGGAAUGUCAUUGGAUAAAAAGACACUCUGUGUAGGGGAAAUCGAGGACACUGGAUUAUGUUGCGGAAAAAGAAAUAAAUUAGAGAUACAAGUAUUGAAGGCUUCUAAACAAAUAUGCCUAGAUGGCGUGGGAUGCCUCUAAUAGGCAGUCCUUGAGAGCUGGGUAGAGCGGAGCUACUGCUGCUGCUUUAAUUCUUAUUAUUAUUUUGGCAGGAUAGUAAAUAAAUAGUCCAUUCCAGGUUGGCUUAUGUGGGAAGACCUGCUGGCCUGACCAUUGGCAAGGGUCUCUUUUCGGGCUCCAUUUUGAACCCCAGGCUCCAUCUUUGAAUGCAUAAGCAGCUCCCUGGCUUCUAAAGGCUGCAGGUACACUUUUAAUAGCUGAGUAUAAGAGGCAAUUUCAGCAGGUGUUGCUUGCAGAAUCAUCAUUUCUUCAUUGCAAUUAUUCCCACCUUCUCCCCACCCCCGCACAAUGAAAUGUUUUCCCCUUACAUGCUCCUUAAAUCUCUUCUGGGGUUUUCCCCAACCCUCCAGAUCAGAUUUAAGGAUUGAUCAAAUCAAUCAUUGCAAAUCUUGGACAAAAUGGACUGUUUCAAGAAAUGGCAGAGAGACAUUUCUAGAUUUGUCUGGCAGGGCAAGAAGCCCAGAAUAAAAUUUAAAAUAUUAACUGAUGCAAAGGACAGAGGUGGAUUUGCCCUGCCAGACCUCAAAUUUUAUUAUGAAUCAGCAGCAUUCUGCUGGUUGAAAGAAUGGCUGCUUCUUGAGAACACAGACAUUUUGGAUUUAGAAGGUUCAAUAAUGUUUUUGGGUGGCAUGCAUAUCUGUGGUAUGACAAGGUUAAAGCACAUAAAGCAUUUAAAAACCAUAUUGUCCGGAAAGCAUUGUUAAAUGUCUGGAUAAGAUAUAAGGACUUACUUGAAAACAAAACCCCAAGGUAGUUGUCACCGAUGGAAGCAAAGACUCAGAAAAGGCUCAAUAUGGAGGCCAAAUGGCCGAAAUAUUGGGAAAUUUUGGAACAAGAAGGAGACAAAUUGAAAUUGCAGAGUUUUGAGAAAUUAAAAGACAAAGUGCGAGACUGGCUUCAUUACUAUCAGAUAAUGGAGGCAUACAAUUUGGAUAAGAAAAUUGGCUUCCAGGUGGAAAAAUCAAAACUAGAAACAGAACUGUUAGAACCCAAAACUAAGAUUUUGUCAAAGAUGUAUAACUUGCUGUUGAAAUGGAAUACUCAGGAUGAAACGGUGAAAUCUGCUAUGAUUUAAUGGGCACAAGAUGUUGGACAUAAUAUUAUGUUUGCUGACUGGGAACAGUUGUGGACCACAGGUAUGAAAUUUACGGCAUGUAAUGCCCUAAGAGAGAAUAUUAUGAAAAUGAUAUACAGGUGGUACAUGACACCAGUCAAGCUUGCAAAAAUCUAUCAUUUGCCCGAUAAUAAAUGUUGGAAAUGUAAAGAAAAUGAAGGUACAUUCUUUCACCUUUGGUGGAUGUGCCCAAGGAUUAAGGUUUUCUGGGAGAUGAUCUAUAAUGAAUUGAAAAAGGUAUUUAAAUAUACCUUCUUGAAGAAACCAGAGGCCUUUCUCCUGGGCAUAGUCGGCCAAUUGGUGCCAAAGAAGGAUAGAACUUUUUUUAUGUAUGCCACAACAGCAGCAAGAAUACUCAUCGCAAAGUAUUGGAAGACACAAGAGCUACCCCCUUGGAAGAAUGGCAGAUGAAGGUGAUGGACUAUAUGGAACUGGCGGAAAUGACUGGCAGAAUCCGAGACCAGGGAGAAGAGUUGAUGGAAGAAGACUGGGAAAAGUUUAAAGACUAUUUACAGAAAUAUUGUAAAAUCAAUGAAUGCUAGAAUGAUGUUGGAUAGAAAUUAAGUGGUCUUUAGCUGAAAUGUCACAAGGGAAUAUGAAAAAUGGAUUAUUAAUAGGUAAAAAUUUAAAAUUACAAUACUUUAUGAUUAAUGACUAGGAUAUACAAAGAGGGAGGGAUUUGCUGAACUAACAAAUUGAACUGGUAUUCUUAUAUGGGAGGCGUGAGGAGGUCCGGGAAAUAAGCAAAUGAAGGAUAAGUAAAGGAAAGAAUGAAUUGUUUUUAAUCAUUUUUAUUUUGCAUUUUUCUUUUUUCUUUUUUUUAUCUUGUAAUACUCUGAAAAUCUUAAUAAAUAUCUUAUUAAAAAAAAAAAAACAGAUCAGAUUUAAGGAUGGUACAGAACUCACAUGGGGAGGAGCGGAUGGGAAUCCUGUUGCACCAGCACUAAGCCUUGUGCUCGUGCAGCUAUUCCGUUGCAUACUGCCCCGUGUCUGCUGAAGGGUUCAGUAUGUGGUCGAUUUCCUACACCAUGACAUAGCUGUCAAGCGAAUUACAGCGCAAGAAUGAAUCACACCUCAAACCCUUCUACAGGGCCAGGGCUAGUCUUAGCGCUGUCACCAUUCCCAAAUAUUGGGCUGUAUACUAAAAUUCGCCCAAGACAUUUUGCUGCCUGAGGCAAACGACAAGAUGAUGGCUCCUCGCAUUUCAUGUACAAAAACUGACUGGAAUUGUAGCUGAAUCAUACUUGGAUGCUGUCAACGUUGUCUUCUGCUGCACCUGAAGGCAGCAGGCUAGCUUAGGAGAAGCAGAGCAAGGCAUUGUACGCACACAGUUCCCUCCUCUUCCCAUCCCUCAGUAUCCAGGAGCUGACUCACUCUGCCUAAUGGGAGGGCCGGCCCUGAGCCACACAGGAAUGGAGAAGGACCACCAUGCAGUUGCUCCCAUCAUCUCACAAAUGUAUAAAUGACUUGAGACUCUGACUGCAGGCAAGGUCAACAUUAAGGGCUGUUUAUUAUGGUUUAUUAUUUAUCUUGUUUAUUACACUGAUAUCUUUCCUAUCCUCCAAGGAGCUCAAGGCAGCGUACAUGAUUCUCCCACUCCUCAGUUACGCCCAACAACAACCCUGUGAGGUAGGUGAGGCGGGGAGGCAGUAAUUGGCCCAAGGUCACUCAGUGGGUGGGGAUUUGAACUGUGGUCUCCCAGGUCUUAGUUUGAUACUUAUAAUCACUACACCACACUGGCUGUUGAAGAAAUGCCUUGACUGGAUGCAUACAGGUUUAUUAAGCUGUGAUCAUUUACAUCAGGGGUCAGCAAACUUUUUCAGCAGGGGCCCGUCCACUGUCCCUCAAACCUUGUGGAGGGCCAGACUAUAUUUUUUUGGGAGGGAGGGGAAAUGAACGAAUUCCUAUGCCUCACAAAUAACCCAAAGAUGCAUUUAAAAUAAAAGCACACAUUCUAGUCGUGUAAAAACACCAGGCAGGCCCCACAAAUAACCCAGAGAUGCAUUUUAAAUAAAAGGACACAUUCUACUCAUGUAAAAACACACUGAUUCCUGCACCGUCCGCGGGCCGGAUUUAGAAGGCGAUUGGGCCUUAGUUUGCCUACCCAUGAUUUACAUCAUCAUUUUAUUUCCAGGUUAAGAAAGGAAUAGCUCUCCUUUCAAAAUUUUUGUGAUUAUCCCACACCCCAGAUGUUUGCUUUCCACUCCAGAUUUGAUUAUUCAUCUAUUAAUCCCCAUCCCCACCCAAGCAACUGCCAAUUUAGGAAAUACUCAGAGAGGACAGUAAACCUCCUACAUCCCCAGUGUAAGCAUUUUUUAUUUUGACAAAGCAGUAGAAUGAAGCAGAUCAAAACAUUGACUGCAGUAAAUUGUUAAGAGGAUGAAAACAGCAAGCUUUUGGUGUGCUUUGGAGGAGCUGGUGAAAGGCAGAGAAUCUAUUUUGGGUGCAGUUAAAAUUAAUAGGAUACAUUUCAGUUUCCUCUGUGUAUAUAAUUUCCCUUUAAAUCUUAGCUCGUUGCUCUCCGACUGUCUGUGCAACACAGAAAUUAUUCUUAGACUACUUAUUAUUCUAGCAGACUUCUCACCUCUAUUCAGUGUGACUCAUGGCUGGUUUACACCUGUAUAUUCAUAAAACUAGAUGACAGCUGCAUUGUAUGUUGAUCUAAGUGUGUGAAUGAACCGUCGCAGAUCUAAAACCUUAGACAAAUCUUUUAAUAUCAGGCAGUGCCACGCCUCCUUAAAAACAGCCCUGAAGUCAAUCCUCACAGUCAGCUGCUAGUCAAGUAACACAGAGCUAUGUGUGAACCAGCCUUUAACAGGUUCUCAAAGACUUAUUGGCUCAAGCAGCCCAAAGUGCCUUUAAGUGCAUUAAACAGUGUUGUUGUUUUCUAUCCAUGAUCCACAACCCUUUCAAAAGUGAACAUCGGUGGUCUCCAUCAUCUUAAGGUGAACUUCUCUCUUCGGUUAGGUACCACAACAUUGUUGACCACAUAGCAUAUUUUACUUUCAUUUAUUGUCCUGUGUUUAUACAGUGGUACCUCGGGAUGUGAACGAGAUCCGUUCCAGAGCCCCGUUCGCAUCCUGAACAGAACGUAAGAUGUGACAGCUUGUCUGCACAUGCGCAGGUCGUGUUUUGCCACUUCCACGCAUGCGUGUGACGUCAUUUUGAGUGUCUGCGCAUACGCGAGCGGCGAAACCUGGAAGUAACACCCUCUAUUACUUCCGGGUUGCUGUGGAGCACAACCCGAAAGCGCUCAACCUGAAGCACAUUCAACCCGAGGUAUGACUGUAUCUCAAUUCUUCUUCCUGAACUUUUUUUUUUUUUUUUUAAAGCAAUUUAUUGGGUUUUACAAUAGGAAUAAGUGUAAUAAACAAUAUAUCAUUCAUCUUAACAUAAUUUCACCUUUUCUUUGGACUUCCUCACAUCUCCCGCUCCCACCUUCAUCAUUAUAACAUUUUGUCAGCAAUUUAUCAUCUUAUUUAAGUUCUUAUAUCUCUUUGAUAUUUCAUAAUCUUAAAGUUCUCAUAAAGAGUUAAACUUUCACAGUUUUUCUUACUUUCUUAAAAACUUCUAAGUUAAGUGGUGCUCAGUUAUUUAGUCUAGCAUCUUAUUCAGCAUUCAGUCAAAUCACAAUGUUUUUGUAGAUAGUUCUUAAAUUUCUUCCAAUCCUCCUCGAUUCUCUCUUCUCCCAGGUCACGGAUUCUGCCAGUCAUUUCAGCCAGUUGCAUAUAGUCUAUCAGUUGCAUCUGCCAUUCUUCCAGUGUGGGUAGAUCUUGAGUUUUCCAAUGUUUUGCGAGUAGUAUCCUUGCUGCUGUUGUUGCAUACAUGAAAAUGUCUGAUCCUUCUUUGCCACCCCUUGGCUGACAAUACCCAAAAGGAAAGCCUCUGGUUUCUUAGUGAAAGUAUAUUUAAAUACCUUUUUCAAUUCAUUAUAAAUCAUUUCCCAGAACGCCUUCACUUUAGGGCAGGUCCACCAGAGGUGAAAGAACGUUCCUUCACACUCUUUACAUUUCCAGCACUUGUUAUCAGACAGGUGGUAAAUUUUUGCGAGUUUGACUGGGGUCAUAUACCAUCUAUAAAUCAUUUUCAUUACAUUUUCUUUCAAAGCAUUACAUGCAGUGAAUUUCAAUCCAUUACUCCACAGCCUUUCCCAGUCCUCAAACAUAAUGUUAUGCCCAAUAUCCUGUGCCCACCUUAUCAUAGCCGAUUUAACCAUUUCAUCUUGUGUAUUCCAUUCCAACAGCAAGUUAUACAUCCUUGAAAGUAUCUUAGUCUUUGGUUCUAACAAUUCUGUUUCUAAUUUCGAUUUCUCCACCUGGAACCCUAGUUUCUUAUCAUUUUUAAAAACUUCUUUAAUCUGAGCAUAAUGUAACCAAUCUCGCACUUUGUCUUUCAUUUUCUCCAAACUCUGCAAUUUCCAAUUGUCUCCAUCUUUUCUAGUAUUUCCCAAUAUUUUGGCCAUUUGGCCUCCAUAUUGGGUCUUUUUCGGGCCUUAGCUUCCAAAGGUGAAAGCCACCUUGGUGUUUUAUUUUCCAGCAAGUCUUUAUAUUUUGUCCAGACAUUAAACAGUGAUUUUCUAACAAUAUGGUUCUUAAAGGCCUUAUUUGCUUUAACUUUGUCAUACCAUAAAUAUGCAUGCCAUCCAAAAACAUUGUUAAACCCUUCCAAAUCCAACACAUCAGUGUUUUCAAGAAGUAGCCAAUCUUUUAGCCAGCAGAACGCUGCGGCUUCAGUAAUACAACUUUAAGUCCGGCAGGGCAAAGCCCCCUCUUUGUUUUGCAUCAGUUAAUAUCUUAAACUUAAUUCUGGGCUUUUUGCCCUGCCAGACAAACUUCGAAAUGUCUCUCUGCCACUUCUGAAAGCACUCCAUUUUGUCCAACACCUGAAGUGUUUGAAAUAAAAACAACAUUCUUGGCAAUACAUUCAUCUUAAUCGCAGCAAUUCGGCCUAACAAAGAAAGUUUCAAUUUUGACCAACUGUCUAAGUCUCUCUUAAUUUCUGUCCAACAUUUUUCAUAGUUAUCCUUAAAUAGACUUAGAUUUUUUGCUGUUAUGUUUACCCCUAGGUAUUUUACUUUUUAACCACAUUAAGUUCCGUCUCAUUCUGAAACCGUUCUGACUCUGUCUCAGUCAAAUUUUUUCCCAAAACCUUGGUUUUCUGUUUAUUUAAUUUAAAUCCCGCCACCCGACCAAAGUCAUUAAUCAGUUGUAAUACUCUUUUCGUACUAGGCUCUGGCUUCUGCAAGGUCAAAACCAGGUCAUCUGCAAAAGCUUUUAGUUUAUAUUGUUUCUGACCAACCUGAAUUCCUUCCACCAACUGGUCUCCUCUAAUCAUGUUCAAUAGCACUUCCAGAACCGAAAUAAAUAACAAAGGGGAGAUAGGGCAGCCUUGUCGUGUCCCUUUUUCAAUUUUGAACUCUUCUGUAACCACAUUAUUAACUAUCAGUUUAGCUUUCUGUUCUGAAUAUAUCGCCUCAAUCCCAUUCUCAAAACCCCGUCCCACUCCCAUCUCUUUUAAGUUUCCCAUCAUAAAUUUCCAAGAAAUAUUAUCAAAGGCCUUCUCCGCAUCUAUAAAAAUUAAAACUGCUUUUGUAUUUAUGUCAGUUUGGAGAAGUUCCAAAAUAUCAAUAAUGUUCCUUGUGUUAGCAAACAGAUGUCUACCUGGGAGAAAACCGGCCUGGUCCUUAUGAAUUACUUCAUUUAAAACUUUUUAAAUCUACUUGCCAAAAUAUCUGCAAAUAUUUUGUAAUCCACAUUUAAAAGGGAGAUGGGACGGUAGUUCUUCAGUUGUGUCUUUUCAGCUUCUGACUUUGGUAUCAAUGUGAUAAACGCUUCCUUCCACGAAUCGGGUGACAUCUUCCCUCCAUAAUUUCAUUGCUAACCUCCAUCAAAGGUUGUAUCAAAUAGUCUUUUAGUGUCUUAUAAUACUUGGAGGUCAGCCCGUCUGGCCCUGGAGAUUUGCCGAGUUGCAUGUUCUGAAUAGCUUGUUCAAUCUCCUGUCGUGUUAUUUUAGAGUUCAGGGUUGUCCUAUUUUCUUGUGACAGUUUAGAUAAUCCAUUUUUUGCCAAAAAUUGUUUAAUCUCAACUUCGUCUUGCGGCCCUUGGGUAUAUAGUUUUUUAAAAUAUCUCUGGAAACACUUUCUAAUGUCCACUGGAUUCUGGAUGUUUCUUCCAUCAACCUCUAAAUUUGUAACCGUAUUUAAUCUUUGUCUUCUCUUCAACUGCCAAGAUAGCAGUUUUCCACAUUUAUUCGCCGACUCAAACGUUUUUGUUUCAUUAAUUUAAUCUUCCAUUCAAUUUCCUGAUUUAUCAAUUUAGAAUAUUGUGUUUGAUACAGUUUAAUUUCUCUCAGAGUUGGCUGUGACUUUGGAUUCACUCUUAAUUUCUUCUCUAAUUCUUUUAUUUUAUCCAAAAUCUUGUCUUUUUCUCAUUUUGUGUUUUUUUCUUUGCUACAUUCUGUUGUAUCAGGAAUCCCCUCAUGACAGCUUUGCUUGCGUCCCAGACGAUUCUUUUUCCACCGAAUUGUUCAUGUUUAUCUCGAAAUAGUCUUUCAAAACUUUUUGGGCCUUCUUGGUAAUUUCCUGAUCUCUAAACAAAUUGUCAUUCAUCUUCCAUCUAAAGGAUCCAGUUGGUAGUAGUGUCAUAUCCAUCUUUACUGCGUUGUGGUCAGAGCAGGUCUUUGGGCAGAUUUCCACUUUUCUAACCCUAGGUGCCAGGCCUCUAGAGAUCCAUAUUUGGUCGAUUCUUGUCCAGGUCAGUUGGGCUUCAGAAAAGAAUGUUCCUUCUCUACCUAGUGGGUUCUUUGUUCUCCAAAUGUCAAUCAAGUCCAUAUUGUCAGUCAUUUCAAAAAGGUUUUAGGUAGUCUGCCAUCUUUUGUGACAUUUUGACUUUGCGACUUGUCCAUGUUAGUUGACACGACCCUGUUCAUGUCUCCCAUCAUUAUGAUGUUGUUGUAAUCCAGAUGAUCCAGCAUUGUCCCCUGCAACUUCUUGUAAAAUUCCGAUUUCCCUUCAUUGGGCGCAUAGAUUCCUAAUAUCAGCAGUUUCUCUCCUUGAUAUUGUAUCUCAAUAGCCAAAAUCCUUCCAUGUUCAUCUUUAAAUAGAAAUUUAGGUGACAGGCUCUCUUUUGCAUAUAUCACCACUCCUCUCUUCUUCACUUUGUCCGACGAAAUAAAUUCCUGGCCCAAUCUUUUAUUUAUUAACACUUUUCUGUGGAGCCUCGUCACAUGUGUUUCUUGUAAACAAAUAAUGUCCAAUUGUUCUUUUUUUUAAUAUAUGGAAUAUUUUCUUCCUUUUCUCCGGAAUAUUGCAACCAUUAAUAUUCCAGCUCAACAGUUGCAGAGACAUCCUGGAUCUGUCUGGUUAUUUCUCCCGGGGUGGUGUCUUCUCUGGGUCUUCAAGCUCCCCGGGUGGAGGUAUUGACGCUGGCUUUGCCCCAGGCCCGGAAGGUAGUUCAAUUCCUUUAUGUAGGUCCUCUCCGUAUGUAGCCAGAAAUUUAUCUCUCUCUUCCAAUGUUCUAAUUUUGACCUUUCUCGCUCUAAAGGUAAAAGAUAAUCCUUGGGGAAAUUCCCACCUGAAUGGAAUUGCGUUGCUCCUUAGUAGUUUAGCAAGUUCAGAGUAGGGGGCUCUAAGGUCCAACAGUUGUCUUGGGAUAUCUUUAUAUAUCUCAAUUCUUCUAUCCAAAACCUCCAGUGACUUUUCGUAAUGUAGACCCAAAAUCUUAUCCCUUUCCUCCUUCGAUCUCAAUGUAAUCAAACAAUCCCUGGGCCUCUCCUUCUUUAUAAAUCUUCCAAGUCUGAAAGCUGACACGAUUUUAAAGUCCUUUUCUUCCAAAUUCCAGAACUUGGAAAGUUCUUUGGUCAAAAACUCAGUUAGAUUUCCUUCUUCUGCCUCUUGUAAUGAUCUAAUCCUCAAAUUGUUCUCACGAUUUCGCAGUUCUAUCAUAGAAAGAUAAGUCUGAUGUUCCCCAACUUGUUUAGUGAGUGGUCUUACCUCUUGCUCUAAAUUUUCCAAUUUUUGUCUGGUAUCCUCAGCCAAUUUUCGAUUUUCUACUGAGGCCUCCGUCAACUGUCCAAUUGCUUGUGUAUUCUGUCCCACCUGUGUAGUUAAUUUGUUUAGACAGUCUGUAUUUUUAUCAAUCUUUGCUGAUUGCGCAUCUACUUUCUUGUCCAAAGCUUCCAAUUUUUCAAAAAUUUUUUCUAGCACAGAAACAGAUGAUCCUGAGGCCAUAUCUUCCAAUUGUAACUGCUCUGCUUCACCCUCUCCCUCUUUUGCCUGUGGCAAGUCAGCUUCUUCAAGUUGUACUUCUGAGGGCAAAGUAGGCACAGAUGAUCUACGUGUCUGCGAGGCUGAGGUUAGAUUUGUUAGAGUUGUUUGUCUAACUCUUCCUCUUCUUCUUGUACCACUCAUUCCAAUGUUAUCUAUAAGUCAAGGUCACACUGAGUUUUUCCCACAGGAAUAGAGAGGCCCAGAGCAAGCAAACAACAAGGGAAUCGAAAGUAAAUGUAUUUGUAAAGUCACUGUUUUAAUCCAAUCCUCUAGAGGGAGCUUAAGAUGUCUUUCAGAGUCUGAUUUAAUGUCCCAGAACCUUCCAAUAUAAGUAUUAAGCAGAGUUUAAAAGUAAUCACUUUGUUGCAGACAGUGCUUAUUUGUCUCCAAAAAGAAUGUUUCAAAUUUAAAAGGUCUCAAUACCCUCAGAUUGUUGCAACUUCUAAUAUACAGUAUCCAAAUCAACACUGACAGCUCGCUCUUACAGUGCUCAAGCAGUCCUGACUCUGGGUUUCACCUUCCAAUUUGUAAUCCAAUAAAAGGGGGAAAGUCAAGUACAAAUAAAAGAUCCAAAUCUUUAAAUUACUAAUUUUACUUUAAAUUGUAAGUUCCAUAGAUGCUUGGCUGUGUAGAGUUUAAAGUCUCUUUCUUUCAGCCUCCACUCCUCCGCCUUAGUUGCUUUUUUUCCAAGUUCAAUGGCAGCGGAAGACGGACUUCCUGUUUCCACGUCUCUCCGCUUUCAGCCAAAUUCAAGCCAAAUUUAACCUUCUCAUUUAAAAUUUGUAAUUCCAAGUGAUUCAGUCUUUACUCACGAGUAAGUUGUUUUCUUCCAGGUCCGAAUUUUAACAGGAAAAGGGAUCAGCGCUCACCGGCAGCAGCAGCGCGGCUUCACUCCGCUGACUGUGAAACGGCUCACAGCGCCGCAACCCCCCUCCACGCUCCGGAGCCCCUUACGAGGCUCCUUCUGCAGUUGGAGGGCUGCUCUUGGCGCCCGCCGAGCCUCAGGACCCCAGGCUCUUGCUGCCUGGGGUUUUCCUCGUUGGGUCUCCGCUUCGCCGUAGCGGACGACCCGAUUUCAGCGGAGCCUCUUCUCCCGUCGGGAGAAGACCGCCAUUGCCGUUCGCGCCGCCCCCCGGAAGUCCUCUUCUUCCUGAACUUAGGCUGGGAGAACCAAAUGCACAAAUAUAAGACAGGGGACACAUGGCUUACAAGCAGUACGUGUGAAAAGGAUCUUGGGGCAUAACAUGAGUCAACAUGAGGCAAUAAAAAGCUAACACUAUGCUGUUGUUGUUUAGUCGUUUAGUCGUUUAGUCUGACUCUUCGUGACCCCAUGGACCAGAGCACGCCAGGCACUCCUGUCUUCCACUGCCUCCUGCAGUUUGGUCAAACUCAUGCUGGUAGCUUUGAGAACACUAUCCAUCCAUCUCGUCCUCGGUCGUCCCCUUCUCCUUGUGCCCUCCAUCUCUCCCAACAUCAGGGUCUUUUCCAGGGAGUCUUCUCUUCUCAUGAGGUGGCCAUUGGAGUCUCAGCUUCAGGAUCUGUCCUUCCAGUGAGCAACACUAUGCUAGGCUGCCUCAACAGAAGUCUAGUGUCCAGAUCAAGGGAAGUCAUAGUACCACUCUAGUCUGCCUUGGUCAGACCACACCUGGAAUACUGUGUGCAAUUCUGGGCACCACAAUUUAAGAAGGAUGUUGUCGAGCUGGAAUGUGUACAAAGGAGGGCAACCAAGAUGGUCAAGGGUCUGGAAACCAAGCCUUAUGAGGAAUGGUUGAAGGAGCUGGGUAUGUUUAGCCUGAAAAGGCGGAGACUGAGAGGAGAUAUAGCCAUCUUCAAAUAUCUCAAGGGCUGUCACAUGGAAGAGGGAACAAGCUUGUUUUCUCCUGCCCUGGGGGUAGGACUUGAACCAAUGGCUUCAACUGGUAACAGGGGACAGGGCCUUUUUAGUGGUGGAACCUUAGUUUUGGAAUGCUGUUCCCAGAAAAGCUCACCUGUUGCCCACUCUGGUGACUUUCCACUGCCAGGCAAAUAACUUUCCAGGCAGUUGAAAUUGUGUUGAUCUGUUUUACUCUGGUUAUUUUUUAUUCAGCUGCUAUAGAUUUUUUGUUUUUAGCUUAUUUUUCUGUUUCAGCUGUUUUGUAAUGUUUCACCAUAAGCAGCCUUCAUCCUGUGUUUGAAGGGCUGGGUGUAAGUUCUAAUAAGAAAAUAAAUAAUAAUAAAUUAUAGAGAGAAGGCUAGCAUGGGGGCACAUUUUUACACUGACUGUCAAUAAUGAAUUCUUCUGUGCUACAAUAUUCCUGUUUGGGGAGAUGGAGAGGAAUGUUUCACUUGAGUGCUUUAGGAAGGAACAUAGGGUGUUUCCUAAAAACAUGUGCUGUAAUUCUCCCCAUAAUGGCAUUCUCUUUGUUGUUCUCCAUAGUUUUGGCAGCAUAGUUGCCAACAUAAGAUGCUCGCAGACGGCAUCUGUCGAAUUUCCUUAUCAUAGUGGUAUGUUUUCCCUUUCAGACUGCAAAUAUGCAAAUAUAUUGUCAGUGUCUCUUUUCCCUUCCGCAAUUCGGUUAGCUGGGGGCUUUCCCAUAGAGUUUGACUUUCCCAAGUGCAUUUAUUUCAGAAUUCAACCGCCGAGAACGUGCUCUUUUCAGCAAGAAAUGCAGGGAAUGCAGUGCUGCAGAAUCCGUCUCCUGUCAGCUCCUUCUCAGAAUCAGCUGUUAAACAGACGACAUGCUCCAAAAAAGAAACAGGCUGCCCGAAGCAGCUUUAUUCUGUAAGUUGAAACAUCCCAUCUGUGCCACAUAAUUAACACUUUGUGAAUACUAGAGGGCUGUGAACUUUGUACAGACAAGCAUGGAUUCCGAGCCUUGCUAACACAGAUUGUUAAGCAUGUCAGCUGCUGCCCUGGGCCAGGGCUUGAAAUGGUUUUUAAUUGCUUGAUGGGCAAAUCACUUUAUUCAGCCUCCUUGAAUUGAAGGGUGCAUGUAGACGUAUGUUGUUUAAAUGGGCACUGGCUUUGGUCGGAUGUAGCACAAAACUACGGUUUAGUAUUACAUGCACAAGCCUUGAACUUAUGCGUUCUCUCCCUCCAGGGAAAAGCUUAUAAGCUUUUGCUGCUAUUUUUAACUAACUGCAGUUUAGCAUUAUUUCUGAACCUAGACAAGCAGUGGUUACUCUUAACUAUGUCUUAUUAAAACAAUCCAGUUUCAUACCAUAGCUUAAGAAUCUGGGUUCUGAGUGUGGGUGUAACACAACCAGUGCCGGCCCACCUAUGAGGCAAGUUGAGGCAACCGCCUCAGGCAGCAGGAUUCUCAAGGGCAGCAGACCCAGCUGACCAAGGAAUGCAUUGCCUGCUGCUGCUACGGUGCACCAUUUUGUGGUUCACCUCAGGUGCCAAAAUGCAUUGGGCCAGCCCUAAAUGCAACUGUGGUUCAUCGAAAAUGGAAGUGAAAGUUUCUGAUCCCAUGUUGGAAGAGUGAGCGAGAAAAUAUGGGGAUCUGAUAUUUGCCCAGGCGCAUUUGCAUAAUGCUAAGCUUAGCAUUCCGUUUGAACGAGGCCACUGUGGAAGUGCACUCACUGUGUUGAAUGAAAUUUCAUAGCCAGUAUCAAACUUGGGAGCUUGCUUCAGAAAGUAAGGUAAAGGCACCCCUGACCGUUAGGUCCAGUCGUGGACGACUCUGGGGUUGCGGCGCUCAUCUCGCUCUGUAGGCUGAGGAGCCGGCAUUUGUCCGCAGACAGCUUCCAAGUCAUGUAGCCAGCAUGACUAAGCCGCUUCUGGCGAACUACAGCAGCACAUGGAAACACUGUUUACCUUCCCGCUGGAGUGGUACCUAUUUAUCUACUUGCACUCUGACGUGCUUUCAAACUGCUAGGUUGGCAGGAGCAGGGCCCGAGCAAUGGGCGCUCACCCCGUCGCGGGGAUUCGAACUGCCCACCUUCUGAUGCGUAAGCCACAGGCUCUGUGGUUUAGCUGCAGAAAGUAGCUGUGCACAAAACUAAUAGGCUGGUGCUUUUGAUGUCUUAGAUCCACAUCCUCAGAACAAUUUCACAGUUUUUAAAUGGAUGUAAACAUAAGGCAGUAAACGAACAUAGAAAUAAGUAGACAUUCACAUUGCACUUUCAAAAAUAACAAUGCAGGUAGCCUGCAGGAAAAAGAAAAGCAAGACAGACGGGAGAGAUUGGUAUUUGAAUCACAGAUAAGUAUGUCAGCUGAAUGUAUUGUGAAGGUAGAAUGCAGGCCAGCUCCUUCCACUAAGCCCUAGUUACCGUAUUUUUUGCACCAUAACACUCACUUUUUUCCUCCUAAAAAGUAAGGGGAAAUGUCUAUGCGUGUUAUGGAGGGAAUGCCUACGGGUGGCAUGCCUACGGAUUUUCCUCCUCUAAAAACUAUGUGCGUGUUAUGGUCGGGUGCGUGUUAUAGAGCGAAAAUUACGGUAAAUGUCUGUUUGCAUGAACCUUACACUUGUCUGUAUCAAUGAGUCUUAUACCUGUUAAGAGUAAGACUAGAGGAGCUUGAAUUUGAAUAAUCUAGCUAAACUUUCUUGUAAUUUUUUUUAUAUAAAAAAGCAUUAUUGUUUUUUAAAAAAACAGCAUUUGCUUGUGGAUCAGACUAUAAAAAUCAGGAAAAGGGUGUUGGAAAAUUAAGCAGCAAUUUGGGGAAGAAGCAAUUGUGGACUCAUUUAUUUAUUUUGUACAGUAGUACCUUGGUUUCCAAACAGAAUGCAUUCCGGAAGUCAGUUCGGCUUCCGAAAUGUUCGGAAACCAAGGCGCGGCUUCCGAUUCGCUGCAGGAUGCUCCUACAGCCAAUCAGAAGCUGUGGAAGCCACACCGGACAUUCGGCUUCUGAGGCAAAGUUCGCAAACCGGAACACCUACUUCUGGGAUUGUGACGUUCGAGUUCUGAAUUGUUUGUGAACUAAGUUGUUCAAAAACCAAGUUACGACUAUUCUCCAUUUACAAUCAUUUGAAGCUAAGCUCUUCUGAAAUCGCUCUGGCUUACUUCUGAGUUACCUUAUGGAACAUCUUCAGGAGAAGAAAAGGCUAAGGAGUUAACCCUACACAAAUCUGGAGUGGAGUCCCUAAGAUGGUUGAAUGGUGCCUUGUACGCCUCCUUCCAGUAACUCCUGCAGCCAAGUUGGUGCCAAACGUAUUGCUCUGCUUUCCUUUGGACCACAGGGAGGCCGAGAAUGGGGUCUGGUUGUUUUGGCAGCCCAGGACCUCCAUACACACUGCCCAGGCUUCCAUCCCGGAGAGGUCAUGUUGGUGCCACUAACGCAGCAAAAACAAUGUGGGAGGAAGCAGUUAUGAGUUACUGGUCUCUGCAGCUACAGCAGGUGCUGUGAUUCUCCAGUGGUUUGGCCUCCCCUGGAGAUGCACUCCAUUGUCUCUUAAGACAGAUGGAUGCCUCUUUACUAGAUUGCCAAAAUUCUGAUCAAAAAGUUCUGUACCAAGUCACUAUCUCUGAAUAAUGUUUCCACAGUAGUUUUUUGAAAGGGAGCCUUAAAAAUAUGCUCUUUUUUUGGUAAAUACUGGUCACAAAUGUAGGGUUUUGGAAGUCGCCAGCAAGUUAACACUGUUACCAGAGACACCCCUAUCCAAAGAGGGGAAAAUAUGGCAGCCACCUUAAACACUUACAACACAUUUUAUUUUUAUCCAAAGGGAAAUUAUAUAGUGGCUGUGAUCUAGAGCACACCACCCCAUCUUCAUCAGAACUUAGCAUAAAAUCUGCCCAUUGAUGAUUAAAGGGUGCUUCCAGAAAUACAGUAUAGGAAAGUCAGUACAGUAGUGGAGUCAUUUUUUUGGCUGGUAUUCUUGGGGGUUUUGCUCUCGUUGUCGGAAUUUCUCAUCCUUUUGAUCAAUUUGAAAAGAGAAGAUGGUUCGUUCGUCUAAAACAUUCCUCUCCCUGGACUGUUCAAAGCCUUGUUUCAUCUACUUCAGCAGCAACUCUCUCACCCACACAACCAAAUGUUACAGAUGGGAAGGGUUCUGCAGCGGUGACAUUUCUUCUUCAACUCUUGUGUAUUUACUUCCAGAGGUGUAAAACCGGUGGAGUUCCAAUUUCAGCUGACUCACAGCUACUGGAAAUCUUACCGUGGUAAUAAAUGACAGCCCUAGUUGAGGACGUAUGCAAAAGAUGCAGAUCCAUUUCACUGGGCGGAAUGUCCUGAAAGUGCUACAGGACUUUUGACCUCUGUUUAUUGAUACACAGCCUUAAGCUCCAGUCCUUCCAUUUUACAAGCAGCCCUGAUGCUUCUUAAGCAUUGGAUCUAGGUGAUGUUGAGUUUCAGGUGGGAUGUGGAAGAAGCAAAGUAUUGGUACAGAUUUGGGGUACCAGAAUUUAGGGGUGCAAAAGUCUCCAUCAUUCUAAGAAGUUAGUGAAUGUUAGAAAUUAUUGAAUGCUAGAAAUUAAUAAAUGCAUGCAGUCUUCCCCUGGGAUGGAAGCAUGACAAAUGUGUUGAUGGCCCAUCAAAGGAAGAUGUUUGGAUGUAUGAAACAAGGGGGUAACAUGGGUGUUAGAUUACACAGAGGAAAAAUGUUGUCCUUUUAAAAAACAGAGGCCUGAAACUGUUUCUGUUUUGCCAAACAUUUUGGGGGAAUUAAUUUGAUUUAAGGUUCAGCUUUUGUUCCUUAUUUUAUGUCAUUUAAUUGAUUUUAUUUUAAACCACCACUAUAUUGUUGUUAUGAAUUUGGGGCAGUGGGGACAAGUUCCCCAUAAUCCUAACUUUAGUAAAGGGCAGAGUUUAGCUAAUAUUUGGAGCACGAAGGGAAGAUUCCAGGCCAGUGAAAAAUACAGGCUGAACCAGUUCUCCUGUUCAGGAGAUUGCUGAUAGCGACGCUAUUAAGAACACAAGGAGAAUUGGUCAGAAACAGAAGAACUGAGAGGGGGAGGUUGCCAGGGUUAACAGAGGGUGUGAUGUCACCACAGGAAAAAAGGUGUGCUUUUAAAACAGAGGUUUCAGACUAGGGGUUUUGGGAAAGACGAAGCGAGGGGCCAGAACUCAGAGAAUCAGAGAACUGUGGGGUUGGAAGGGGUCCCCAAGGGCAGGAAAAUAAUACUCUACUUUUUUUUCUUUUUUUUUUUUUAAGGAUACAGUCAGGGCCUGCACGAUUCCCUGGGGAAGAGUCUGAAUUGCCAAUUCCUUUUUUUUUUUUACAUUUAGAAGAAGCAGAAUACACUACCUGCUGGCCACCUUGCAAAACUGAAGGAACUUUGAGCAAAUUGAAAGUGGACACCAGUUUAGGCCACACCAGAAAUACUGGUCUAUCUGGUAUGAAAGAGGACAUUUGGAGAGCCUUCAGUAAUCCCAGCCAUGUAGCUAAGUGGUGUGUGCUGGAAACCCCCGGACCUGAGCUUCUUCAUGCUCAAACACAUGGUAGUAAAGUCACAAUACUCAAAUGAAGCACACUUGACUCUCUCAUAAGCCGCAACAUUCUUAAGGGUGCACCCCCAAUAUUUCUGCUUUAUUGACGUCAGAAGAAGCACAAUAAAAGUGGG